AUAUUAUCCGAUAUUAGAAACGGUUUUAUGAUCUGAUCUCAAAUUUCAUAUGGAUGAUUACAAAAUCCCCCCAAAUCUCCCAUUUCGCUCUCCCAUAAGAAAACCCUAGAAUUCCAUACGCGGCAGUAUCCAAAAUCAAAAUGUCAGACGAAAUUCCUUUCCAUGUCCAAGAACAGAUCAUCAAAAGGCUUCCUGUCGUAUCAUUGCUUCAGUUCAGAUCCGUCUCGAAAGCAUGGAAAUCUUUGAUCGACAGCUCUAAGUUUAUCGCUGCUCACAGCGUUACUCAGUCGCAGCAUCUGCUUCUAAGGUACGAAGAUCAGGAAUUUGACACUGUUGGAAACCAUGUUUCUUUCGUAGAUGAUGACACAUUCCCAGAACAGAGGUUUGUUCAUACCCUUCCUCACUCCGUUACACAACUUAAACAGUCAAAUAUAGUCGGUAGCUCUCUCGGGUUGUUGUGCUUUCACGGUUAUAAUGAACUGGGAGAGAAUUUUUGUCCCAACAUGGAAACUGAGACGAUUGUUCUUUGGAAUCCUUCGAUUAGAAAGUCAAUUACUGUUCCUAUGCCUAACAAGUGUAAUCAGGACCCUGAAACUGAUCUUGGUUUUGGGGUUUCCCCUGUGACUAGUGACCCUACAAUCGUUGAGAUCACACAAUUUCACAAAACAAGCUACCAUUGUGAAGCUAAAGUUUACACUGUUAGCUCAGGCAAAUGGAGAAAUCUAUCUAGCAAUGUUCCAAGUAAACCAUUUCGUGUCUUCUGGCCUCAGGUGGUUGUUGAUAGGUUUAUAUAUUGGUGUGCUUUUGACCCGUUGACUAUGGAUAACGGGUUACCAAAUCAUAAUGUGAUAAUGUCAUUUGAUAUAACUAAUGAGAGUUUUGGAGUUGUAGAACUCCCAGAUAGUUUAAGGCGCCUCUCUCCUACUCAGUUGUGUAUUUCUAAGGUAAGGGAUUCUCUUGUCAUGCUUGAAUAUGAUAGCUUUGUGAAACGUGCUUGUGGUGUUUGGAUGAUGGAGAAUGGUGUUGAAAAAUCAUUUACAAAGAGAUUUAAUGUUGAGGCUCCACCAUAUUGGUCAAAGUCAAUAACAACACUUGGAUUUAGGAAGAGUGGUCAACCUAUAAUGGAAGUGGAAAUUGCUCAUGAUUUUUAUGAACAGAGUCAACUUGUGGUGUAUGAGCCCAACUUUGAACGCUUCAAUUAUCAUGAAAUCUAUGGAAAACCUGAAACAUUCUCUGUCCAUUCGUACAUAGAAACACUAGUUUUGAUGGGUAGUAUCGAGGUUGAAGAUGAUGGCCACAUUGCAACGUGUAGCAUAUAACAAAUGACUUUUGGAGUGGAUAAUUGAGGAAGAUAUCUUUAGAUUAGAUGAAGUUGAGAAAAAGUUAAGUGCGUUAUAUUUUAGAAGUUAACACAUUUUUGUGAACGUUAUGCAGAAAUAUUUUGUUGGUAGUCGAUUAAUAUGUUUAGUAAGCUUAACAGUUUGGCUUAAUGGGUAAAGGUUUGUGACUUGAA
Lactuca sativa (garden lettuce) is the source of this 1513-nucleotide messenger RNA. RefSeq names its product putative F-box protein At1g32420. NCBI's taxonomy places the organism in Eukaryota, Viridiplantae, Streptophyta, Magnoliopsida, Asterales, Asteraceae. Gene Ontology annotation, molecular function: protein binding. The record is from RefSeq and is a predicted model, not a curated record.